This is a messenger RNA of Misgurnus anguillicaudatus (oriental weatherfish), 1039 nucleotides long. RefSeq names its product interferon-induced protein 44-like. Gene Ontology annotation, biological process: immune response. NCBI's taxonomy places the organism in Eukaryota, Metazoa, Chordata, Actinopteri, Cypriniformes, Cobitidae. The record is from RefSeq and is a predicted model, not a curated record.
AUGAACACUCUGAAAUGUGCUGCAUGCAGGGAGCAGAACAACAAAUUCAGGCAAAAGGGAACGCUGAAAAAAAAUCUAGAGAGCUCCUCUGUGAGAAAUACAGAUGUAAGAAACGUCAAGAUCCUGCUGGCUGGACAAAUUGCAGCAGGAAAGUCCAGCUUCAUAAACUCGGUCAACAGCGCUUUUCAAGGACAGAUUGUUAAUGAAGCGCUUGCUGGUUCAACCGUUGGUGCGGGUUUCAGUUUGACCAAAAAACUCACCAUAUAUGAAAUCAGAAAUGAACGUGGAGAUGUGUUGCCUUUCGCCAUCGGUGAUAUAAUGGGCUUAGAAUCUGACACGUUGUCUGGGUUACAAGUAGAUGACAUCAUCAGCACCAUACUUGGGCAUGUAAUGGAGGACUAUAAAUUCAAAGAAAGCAAAGCAAUCACUUCUGAAGAUGAAUUUUACAACAAAAACCCUUCGGUCUCUGACCAGACUUUCUGCCUGGUUUACAUCAUAGCUGCAGAAUCAGUCAAUUUAAUACAUCCACAACUUUUUGAGAAGCUGAAGAUGAUCCAUCAGAUAGUCAGUGAAAAGGAACUUCCUCAAGUGAUUGUCAUGACCAAAGUUGAUGAAGCAUGUCCACUGGUGAAGAAUGAUCUAAAGAAGAUCUACACUAGCAAGAAGAUUAAAAAGCUGAUGGAGAAAUGCAGUAUGGAAGUGGGUGUACCGAUGAGCAACAUCUUCCCAGUGAAGAACUACCAUGAUGAGAUUGACACAAAUGAUGAAAUUGAUGUUCUGAUUUUAAAGGCAGUUGAUCAGAUUGUACGUUCGGCUAAAGGAAAAGUGGCAAAGGGUGCUUUAAAGUGAUGGGAAGUUGAUGCAUCUUAUCUACACUUUCUCUCCAUAUUCAGUUUUUCUAAAAAAUAAAAUUUGUUAAAUCACACAGUACCCAUUAAACAGCCUUAAAACAAAAAAAAUAGAAAUAGUAUGUUGUACUAACAAAUGAUUAUUUAGUGUAGUGCAUUUAGUAUAUUUUUCAUUUGACCUGUAAUAAGAU